Molecule: messenger RNA, 1660 nt
Organism: Hyaloscypha bicolor E
Lineage: Eukaryota; Fungi; Ascomycota; Leotiomycetes; Helotiales; Hyaloscyphaceae
Product: MFS general substrate transporter
Exons: 8
Coding region: 111-1577 (488 amino acids)
Biological process (GO): transmembrane transport
Molecular function (GO): transmembrane transporter activity
Source: RefSeq, a predicted model, not a curated record
CUCGAAGUGUAAACUUCUGUAUAUAUAUUAUACACGAUGCCCCAUAUCCACACAUCCACCAUCAUCCCACCUCUGGAACUAAAGCAUUCUUCGUUUCCCCACCCCCCACAAUGUCAAUCUCACCGGGCAAAAAAGAAACCGAUCUCGAAGUCGACGCCGUUAAAGUCGAGAACAACUAUGCUGCUGCUGAGAACACCGAGUGGGGCCUUCCCCUCGAGAUCGAUGAAACGUACCUUACCGCCUCGAAAUCAGCAAAGUUUUGGCGCAGCGUUCUUUUCCAGAUGGUCCUCUUUGGAGCUCUUUCAUUCGUUGGUCCCGCCAUGUCGGACGCCAUCUCGAAUCUAGGUGGUGGUGGACUCUCGACCCCUUGGUUGGGAAAUCUCGCAAACUCUCUUCAAUAUGCUACUGGGUGUAUGAUUACCCUCUUCGGAGGGCCUUUGAUUAACAAAAUUGGGAUCAAAUGGGCAUGUGUCAUUGCUGCCCUUUCCAUGCCCCUCACUGGCUCGGGUUACUAUGUUAGUGCACGAUACGGUGUAAACUGGUAUCUCCUGACAGCACAGAUUAUCGGAGGCUUUGCAAGCGGCUUUUUGUAUGUAGCCGAAACAACUGCGAUGCUCUCAUACCCAGAUCCAAACGAUAGGGGCCUCUUCCUAGGCAUCUGGUCUGCAAUGAGGAAUUCUGGCAGUAUAAUUGGCGGAGCGAUCAACUUCUCGACAAACUAUACUAGAUCUGCAGCGGGCUCCAUUGCGUGGUCGACAUACUUAAUAUUCGUCGGAUUUGAAUGUACUGGACUCCUCUGGGCACUACUACUCUCAGCCACCAGGAAAGUCAGACGAAGUGAUGGAUCCAAGGUUGCAACAUCCCCUGGCCUCUCUUGGGGAGGAGAGUUUGCUGCUCUGGGGAAGCACAUCCAGCGCAAAAAGACGUGGCUUGUCUUCAUCCCAGCAUUCUACUCGUUCUUCUAUGGUGGAACCAUGGGAACCUACCUAUCGCUGCACUUCUCCGUUCGAGCGCGCGCACUAUCAUCUCUCAUCACCCCAUGUAUCACUAUCCCGAUGGUGAUGCUCUAUGGAAAACUCUUGGACGUGAAGCGGUGGUCUCAAAUGCAGCGCGCUUGCAUCGCUUUUGCACUUUGGGUAAUUCCCCAGAUUGGUGGCUUCAUAUGGGUUGGAAUUGAAUACCAUAAAUUCGGGCGCGGGAAGUUUGCUCUGGAUUAUGGCCUUAACACUCAUCGCUGGGCUGAAGCAUACCUUCCUUACCUCUUCAUCUUCACCACCGGAUAUCUCUGCCAACUGUCUCUAUACUGGAUCCUUGGCACAUUCUCUACCGACGUCAAAGCCAAUGCUCGCACCGGCGGUCUCUUCCGUGCGUUCGAAACUCUCGGCCAGGCUACCUCUUAUGGCAUCAACUCAAGAACUGGCGGCGACCCUAGAACUGCAUUCUAUGUCAAUUGCGCCUUGUUGGCUCUCACGAUUCCCUGCAUGGCAUUUCUCAUUCGGCUGGUUCCAGAGGCUCCAGCCCACUAUGAUAACGAGGCUGAUGGACCGAUCAUUGAAGGCGUGGCGAAGACUAAUUAAAUGGAGACUUAUGGAAUAUGCGCCCCGUCAGAUACAGAUACUUCAAAUGAUAUUCCCUGCAAAUUUAUAGAAGUGCGAAUGUG